UCAUGCUGCUGCCAAGUCCAGAGUCUGUCAUGGGUCCCUGUACGGCCUCCCCAUUGCUGCUGUCUCCAUCGCCACACUCUGCCAUGUGCCACUUUCAGGUCUCCUCACACACUGCUGGUGUGUUCAAUUUUUUGACAUAGGGUGCUGGCAGAUUACGGGCCUCCCAUAGCUGCUGCCAGGCCCCUAAUCUGCAUGGGCCCCCUAUAUACCGCCUCCUCAUGCUGCUGCCAGGUCCAGAGUCUGUCAUGGGUCCCUGUACGGCCUCCCAUUGCUGCUGUCUCCAUCGCCACACUCUCAUGCCAUGUUGCCACUUUCAGGUCUCCUCACACUGCUGGUGUGUUCCAUUUUUUGUCAUAGGGUGCUGGCAGAUUACGGGCCUCCCAUAGCUGCUGCCAGGCCCCUAAUCUGCCAUGGGCCCCUAUACCGCCUCCUCAUGCUGCUGCCAGGUCCAGAGUCUCUCAUGGGUCCCUGUACGGCCUCCCAUCGCUGCUGUCUCCAUCGCCACACUCUGCCAUGUGCCACUUUCAGGUCUCCUCACACUGCUGGUGGGUUCCAUUUUUUG
This is a messenger RNA of Staurois parvus, 562 nucleotides long. The record is from the annotation of a GenBank genome assembly. Lineage: Eukaryota; Metazoa; Chordata; Amphibia; Anura; Ranidae.